Molecule: messenger RNA, 1065 nt
Organism: Spodoptera litura
Lineage: Eukaryota; Metazoa; Arthropoda; Insecta; Lepidoptera; Noctuidae
Source: RefSeq, a predicted model, not a curated record
ACGACGCUCUUGAACAGCGACCGUGCUAAACACACGCACUAACACAAACUUGCAUUUUAAUUUUAUUUUUUUUAAUUUUCAAUAUCUGUGGUUCAAAAGUUUGUUUCGAAAAUGUAUAAAAAGGUUUUCUUUAUAAUUUUUGCGGCAACACUGGCUAUGAGCGAUGGUGUUCAGCCCACGAACUACGAAAUAAGUCGAAACCAACUGGGCGGAGGCAACUAUGGAAACUACCCAUAUCCGACUGGACCUGGGUAUUAUCCAGGACAAGGGCACUAUGGACAAGGGCAUUAUGGACAAGGACAUUACGGACAGGGUCAUCAUGGCCCACCAGGCCCACCUGGGGCUCACCCUGGAUGCCCCUUGUGUGACUCUUCAGUGUACAGCUACUGCUACCAGAAGCAGGCUCACGAUGCUUGCUGCUGCGGUUCUGUGUUCAACCCUUACUGCGGCAAGACUGACUGCAAGUUCCUGUACGCGAACUCCUGCGAGGAGCACGACUUGAUCUCAAACUGCUGCUGCGUGGACCUCUACAAGAACAACCCUCAAGGCGCACCCGUUGUACCUGCUGUCGCCGUGUAAUCAACCUUAGAAAUGUAGAGAUAAGAUCUUAAUUUGUAUAACAGUUUCAUUCCCGAUUGCAUCAAACUGAUGGUAAAAAUGUAGGUACUUUUAUUGCAUGUAUCAGUAGGUAACUUAUGAAACAUAGUUAAUGCAAGAUGCCUGAACCAACGCCAAGUUAGUACUUGAGAAAGAUCGCUUAAAGAUUAGGUAGGCACUAAUAUCAGAUUUACGUGAUUUUAAUUUAAUUAUGAGAAAUAUUUUGUAACUGGUUUUCACUUCAAAAAAUUUUACUGAAGAUUACAAAGUUCACUUUAAAACAAGCAUUCGUGUCAUUAUAGCUGUGCGAAAUAAAUUUCCCAAGACUUAAAAAUAAUUGAAAUUCAGUCUCAUGUGCCAUUAAAAGUAAUUUAGUUUGAUGCAACGGGAUUUUAGAGUUUAAGAACGUAGCUAUAUAUCACAAUAAAAAUACACUCAUAGUCAAUUGAACAUUAAAAUUAUAUUCAU